Messenger RNA from Malania oleifera, 2433 nucleotides. RefSeq lists its product as uncharacterized. The transcript is spliced from 15 exons. The record is from RefSeq and is a predicted model, not a curated record. Lineage: Eukaryota; Viridiplantae; Streptophyta; Magnoliopsida; Santalales; Ximeniaceae. Bases 244 to 2262 code for a protein of 672 amino acids.
AAGCAGUAUUAAUGUUGAUGUUACUCGUUCGAGGGAAAAAAGAAGGAAACUUGAAUGGAGUUUUUCCGAGGUCGCUCCGAUUAAUCGAAGUUGAAGGGUCGUCAUCAAAGAUCAGUUAAUCUGAAUUUCGAUUACAGGGAGGAAGUUGGGACAGUCUCAACCUAUUCGAUUUCCUCAAACCCUUAUCGAUCGAUCGCGCGAAUGAUGCUAUGCAACUUUUAAUUGAAUUGGUCAGUCAAGACUAUGUCGUCUCUGUUGACGCCGACGCAAAGAUACGCUGCCGGCGCGUUGUUCGCACUUGCCCUUCACCAGGCUCAGAAUCAUCAGACGCGCCCAUUGGGCUCUCCGGUCGACGACGACGACGCCACCGGUGAACGCCACAGCACUGGCAGCAGCAGCGGCGACUCGGUUUCGGAGGACGCUGAGCUUUGGGUCCACGAAUCCUCCGGUCUCCUCCGCCCCGUAUUCAGGUUCCUAGAGAUAGAAUCAACUGCAUGGCUGGGACUUGAAGAAACCGCUGGCACUUCAACAGCCCAGCAUCAUGUUGGGGCGUUUUUGAGGUUAGUCACAGAAGAAAGUGAUGAUAGUUCUUCCGAGAGAAGUGAUAAGGAACUGGCAUUGUCAAAAGCUGUUGAUGUUAUGGCACAAAGCAUGGAAACAAGGUCUGCAUCUUAUGAGUCUAAGAAGGAGAAGCAUCGGGAGUAUGAACAUGAGUGCCGUGAGAAAUGUUCUACAUCUGAGUCACAAUCAAGCUCUGAAGUGGUAAAUGCACAUUCCAAAAAUCUGCAGGAGAUAAAUUAUAAUGUGUUAAGCUCAGAAAAGGCAUCUUAUGGGUCUGGUAGUAAAUUUGAUGAGAAACCCUUGGAAGAGGUAACGAUGAUCAGUUAUCAGAGGAAAGUGACAGUUCUUUAUGAGCUUCUUUCUGCUUGUCUAGCAAAUACACCUGAAGAUAACAAAAAACGUGCUCGACGAAGAAAAGGCUAUGAUGCUCGACAUCGUGUAGCUCUGCGGUUGCUGGCAACAUGGCUUGAUUUCAAGUGGAUAGAAAUGGAAGCAAUGGAGAUUAUGGUUGCUUGCUCUGCAAUGGCAAUAGCAAAUGAGGAACAUGCAAAGGAAGAAGAAAAUAAAUCACCAAAAAGCUCAUGGGCGAAAUGGAAACGUGGAGGUAUCAUUGGUGCAGCUGCCUUAACAGGAGGAACCUUGAUGGCCAUUACAGGGGGUUUAGCUGCCCCAGCAAUAGCUGCUGGAUUUAGUGCUUUAGCUCCAACAUUGGGUACUCUUAUCCCUGUGAUUGGAGCGAGUGGUUUUGCUGCAGCUGCAAGUGCUGCGGGAACUGUUGCUGGCUCUGUUGCAGUUGCUGCAUCAUUUGGAGCUGCUGGAGCUGGACUUACAGGGAGUAAAAUGGCUAGGAGAACGGGAAGUGUUGAUGAAUUUGAGUUCAAAGCUAUAGGAGAAAAUCAAAAUUCAGGACGACUAGCAGUGGAAAUCUUGGUCUCGGGAUUUGUUUUUGAGGAGGGGGAUUUUGUAAGGCCUUGGGAAGGACAAAAUGAUAACUUGGAAAGGUAUGUGCUUCAGUGGGAGUCUAAGAAUCUGAUUGCAGUAAGCACUGCAAUUCAGGAUUGGCUUACUUCAAGAAUUGCAUUGGAAUUGAUGAAGCAAGGUGCCAUGCUGACUGUAUUAAGCACACUUUUAGCAGCAUUGGCUUGGCCAGCAACUCUACUUGUAGCUACUGAUUUUAUAGACAGCAAGUGGACGAUUGCUGUAGACAGAUCUGACAAAGCAGGAAAACUGCUUGCUGAAGUUUUACUGAAAGGAUUGCAAGGUUACAGACCUGUGACACUUGUGGGUUUCUCACUUGGAGCACGAGUGAUUUUCAAGUGUCUCCAGUUUUUAGCUGAAAGUGAAAAUAAUGCUGGGCUUGUGGAAAGAGUUAUUCUUCUUGGAGCACCCAUUUCAAUUAAGGAUGAGAAUUGGGAAGCAGUUAGAAAAGUUGUGGCUGGGAGGUUUGUGAAUGCUUACUCUACAAAUGAUUGGACACUUGGAGUUGCUUUCCGUGCUAGCCUGCUUACUCAAGGAUUAGCUGGAAUUCAGCCAGUUGAUGUUCCUGGGAUUGAGAAUGUUGAUGUAACAAAACUAAUUGAAGGUCACUCCUCCUACCUGUGGGCUACCCAAGAGAUCCUGGAAUUGCUUGAAUUGGAUACCUACUACCCUGUUUUCAGGAGCCCUAAUGCCCCAGGGCAAAACCCUGGAGAGUCUCCCUAAUUUUGUUUCUACUUCAGUCAGUUCAUUCUGUAUUCAAUCUUUAUGGCGGCGGCAUGAGUUCCUCAAUUUCUGUAUGCACGAUUUGUGUUUUGCUCUUUAUUUUCUGCUUCUUGUUUCAUAUUGAAUUUUGGCAAGCAGUGCAUAAAAUAAAGCAAUACACUUUGAUUGUUU